Procambarus clarkii (red swamp crayfish) is the source of this 8086-nucleotide messenger RNA. NCBI's taxonomy places the organism in Eukaryota, Metazoa, Arthropoda, Malacostraca, Decapoda, Cambaridae. The record is from RefSeq and is a predicted model, not a curated record.
GUGUCUGGCUUCGGCGAAGGUUCCUGCAGAGUACAAACAGCUGCCUGUAUUUGGAACUGUAUAUUAUCAUAAGGAGUCAGAUGUGUGCCUCGCUGCCUUACAUGCAGGAGCCGUCAGUACCCGGGGAGGGCCUGUCACCUUCACCAGAGAUAAUACUGCUCAGAACAUCCGGGGCACCAUACAACACCGUGUUGUUUCACGAUCAAUGCCGCGAGAGAAAUCUGGUGGGAACAUUACUUACAAGUUCGACAGGAUAAGUCCCGUCAUUUCCCUGCAAGACCUGGCUGAGGAUGUGAUCAUUGUCCACAACUCGCACUCUGGGAACAACGGCCGACUGGACCUCACUUGCUUGACCAGUGACACCAGCAGAACGCUCACUAAGGAGGAUAUUACAUUUUGGCAAUAUAAUACACCAGCUUUUAUUACAAAUAAGACUCGAAACGGGGUUCACCUGCAACGAUAUAGAGAUAAAAAUAUCCGAAUUAUAAGAUGUCUGGGAAGGACUUCUGCUACAGAUGUUUUGGCCGUGAUACAAACUCCUCUCCAGUUUUACGUGUCAAACACAAGCACCAUUCGCGCCAGUCUUGGAGACCACUUGAGGGUUCCCAUCACCAAGACUAAGGAUCUGCCCGAUGAAGUGUUCAUCCGCAGACUUCCAGAUGGAUGGGUGUACAAGGCUGGGACCACUGCUGAUGUUUCCCUUCCUUUGACCUUUGACCCGGUCACACUCGGAGACGCGGGAAUAUACAUCCUUGGUAAUGAUGGCACAUCUCAGGAAUCGAAAACCUUUUCUGCAGCCAAGGUCGAAAUUGAAUACAAUGGAGCAUAUUUUCAUCUAAUUGUACGAGAGUGUGAGAGUGACCGUUAUGGACCUCAGUGCCAGUCUUGGUGCCCUGACUGUCAAAAUGGUGGCAUAUGUCAUGCUGUGACUGGCACUUGUGUCUGUGCUCCAGGCUACAGUGGUCCCACCUGCCAACAUGCGUGUCCCCGAGGCAGCUUCGGGAGCUCGUGUCAGUUUAUAUGCCAGAAGACCACUCUUGGCUUCAGUCCUGCAACUAAGGGUCAGUGUGAGAAGUUGAUCAUAUGUCUGCCUGAACCCUAUGGCUGCUCCUGUGCUCCCGGCUACACCGGCCCCUUCUGUGACCAAGAGUGUCCAGCAGGAAGGUACGGUGCUGGCUGCUCCCACGACUGUGACUACUGUGAGAACAAGCACUGUGACUCUGUCAAUGGAUCCUGCACUCGUGGCUGCAAAAAUGAAGUAUUUUGUCGCGGUGCGAUGCCUCUGGACCUGCCUCGCCUGCGGACUCCUCCGUCUCUCACUGACAUACGAGACACCUCACUUGUUGUGAACUUCUCCACCUGGACGAGGGAGGAAGAUGACGGGUCGGAGGCGGUUGGUAUUGUGAGUUACCUGCUUCAGUACCGGAGGGAAGAUGACCUCACUUGGACCACGGUGAAGACUGUGUCACACAGCUCAGUGUCAGGCCAGACUCAAGUGACGGUAGAACACCUGAGUCCAGGUUACCAGUAUACGCUGAGGGUGUUGGUCAAUACUUCACGCGGCGCUGCAGACGGCUCAACCAACACGAGGGUUCGCAAUGUCACAUUUGUUACUCACUGUUCUGCCCCAAGACUUGAUGAUCUUCAAGUAUCCAACAUCACCGACCAGUCUGCUGUUGUCACCUGGAAUGAUACAGCUGGGAACCAUGAGCGGUGUGCAACACAGUAUGAGGUGGUGCUGACGCCGACCACCGCGCCUGUAAGCACAACAUUAAAGACAACAGGACAGUCACUCCUCCUCAGUGACCUGGCGCCGGAUACACCUUAUAACGUUACCAUCACCGCCUCACACAAUGGAACUUCAGUGAUGAACACAUCAGCUUUUCGUACUCUUUACAAGGAAAGAGAAAGAUGUCACAAUUUCACAUCCAUAAGUGAUAGUGUUGGUUACCAUUACUGCUCUGAGUUCUGUCUGGCUGCAGCAAAGGUUCCUGCAGAGACGAACGAACAACUGCCUGUAUUUGGAACUGUAUACUAUCAUAAGGAGUCAGAUGUGUGCCUCGCUGCCUUACAUGCAGGAGCCGUCAGUACCCGGGGAGGACCUGUCACCUUCACCAGAGAUAAUACUGCUCAUAACAUCCGGGGCACCAUACAACACCGUGUUGUUUCACUAUCAAAGUUGCAAGAGAACUCUGCUGAUCAUACUACAUACAAGUUCCUGAACAUUACUCCAGUCGUCACCCAGCAAGACCUGGCUGAGGAUGUGAUCAUUGUCCACAACUCGUACUCUGGGAACGGCGGCCAACUGGACUUCACCUGCUUGGCCAGCGACACCAGCAGGCGGCUCACUGAGGAGGAUAUUGUAUCCUGGCGCUAUACAAAGCAUCAUUUUGAUUUAAAAAUCUUUCAGGAAAGGUUUACAGAAAAAAGUGGCAAGUGUGUGUUCCCGUAUAACUAUGAGGGAAAGGAAUACUGGGAGUGCACUGAGACUGGCAGUAAUAAAAUGUGGUGCGGCACAGACCCGAUUAAGGAACCUACAUCCACCAGUUACUGGGACUACUGCACAAUAAACAGAGGAAGAUGGGCUAUUUACCAGAAGUCACCAAGAAAAGACAAUGUGCGAGCUGUAAGAUGCCUGGGAAGGAGUUCUGCUACAGAUGUUCUGGCCGUUGUGCAAGUCCCACACCAGUUAUACGUGUCUGUCACAAGCACCAUUCGCGCCAGUCUUGGAGACCACUUGAGUGUUCCCAUCACCAAGUCCAAAGGUCUUCCCCUUGAAGUGUUCAUCCGCAGACUUCCAGAUGAAUGGGUGUAUGAGGCUUGGGCCACUGCUAAUGUUUCUCUUCCCCUGACCUUUGACCCGGUCACACUCGGAGACGCUGGAAUAUACAUCCUUGGUAAUGGUGGCACAAUUGAUGUGUUAUGGUACAGAAUAGCAUCGAAAAUCUUUAAGAAUGCCAAGUCUAACGUUGAAAAUAAUGGUGCUUAUUUACAUCUAAUUGUUCGAGAGUGUGAGAGUGACCGUUAUGGACCCCAGUGCCAGUCUUGGUGCCCUGACUGUCAAAAUGGUGGCAUAUGUCAUGCUGUGACUGGCUCUUGUGUCUGUGCUCCAGGCUACAGUGGUCCCACCUGCCAACAUGUGUGUUCCCGAGGCAGCUUCGGGAGCUCGUGUCAGUUUACAUGCCAGGAGGCCACUCUUGGCUUCAGUCCAGCAACUGAGGGUCAGUGUGAGAAGUUGACCAUAUGUCUGCCUGAACCCUAUGGCUGCUCCUGUGCUCCCGGCUACACCGGCCCCUUCUGUGACAAAGAGUGUCCAGCAGGAAGGUACGGUGCUGGCUGUUCCCACGACUGUGACUACUGUAAGAACAACCACUGUGACUCUGUCAGUGGAUCCUGCACUCUUGGCUGCAUAAAUGAAGCACAUUGUCGCGGUGGGAUGCCUCUGGACCUGCCUCGCCUGCGGACUCCUCCGUCUCUCACUGACAUAACAAACACCUCAGUUGUUGUGAACUUCUCCACCUGGACGAGGGAGGAAGAUGAUGGGUCGGAGGAGUUUGGUAUUGUGAGUUACCUGCUUCAGUACCGGAGGGAGGAUGACCUCACUUGGACUACGCUGAAGACUGUGUCACACAGCUCUGUGUCAGGCCAGACUAAAGAUAUAUUGAACUUGACGGUAGAACACCUGAGUCCAGGUUACCAGUAUACGCUGAGGGUGUUGGUCAAUACUUCACGCGGCGCUGCAGACGGCUCAACCAACAAGAGGGUUCACCAUGUCACAUUUGUUACUCACUGUUCUGAUCCAAGUGUUGGUGUGAAGAAGUUUUCCUGCAAACAAACUAACUACGUCACCACAACAUGCACAGCUGAUCUUACCGGGUGUGACACAUACAAUGGACCAGAUAUACAUUUUAAUGUUAGUCUGGAAACUUACUUGCAGUGUUCGAACAAAACUCUGGAGUUUUAUAAACUAUCGAAUAUAUCAGGUGGAAAAUAUGUUGCUGAGUUUAUGAAUUUGCCGGCUGGGAUGACCUUUGUGGCAACACUCUCCAUCACCAAUAAUGUUAGCCGGAGGGUGCUUGUGAAGACUACCGUUAACUUUACUACUGCAGAAGAAAAACCACCUGAAGUCAGAAACUUUACAGCAAACAUCUUGUCAUCAAAUAAAGUUCGUCUUCUGUGGAAUGAUCCAUGUCCAUCAAAUGGAGUAAUAACUGGUUUCAUAUAUAAGGAAAUAUCACAGGACAAUUGGACACCCAUUGGCACCAUUGACACAACCCCAUGUAGUGCAGGGUAUGACCGCUGUGUUGAUGUAGACGGCUUGCGAGCCAACACCAACUAUGCAUUCUGGGUGUCGGCCAUCAACAGUGCUGGAAGAGGCAUGAGACAGGAGGUAUGGAUCGUAACCAUGGAAAUAAAGCCGGGACCCCCACAGCAACUUGAUGUGGUUCCUCAUGAUAGCAGUUUAGACUUGCAACUCAUGCAACCGCACCUGUGUGGCGGGAUUUUACACAAUUUCACCAUACAGCUGAAGAACAAGACAAUCCUUGUAGACAACUGCACCAAGGAUGCUCCUGACCCUACUUGCUCCAAAGAUGCGAAGACAAUACCUGCUGAACGUCUUACCUGCCAGAUGUCAAAGUUGAAGCAAGGAAGACGGUACGAAGCUGAGGCUUUCUUCUGUAACGCUGCAGGAUGUGGCAAGCCCUUUGUCAAAACUGUAGCCACUCUGCCCAUUCCUCUCAAGCUGAGCGGCAAGCUUCAAGUGAAGACCAAGACCAACACCACCGUUACUCUUGCUCUGCCCACCCUUACUAUGGAAGGUGACGGUGACAGAUCUGUGGCAAUUUUGGUGUCUCGGCUCUCCGAGGACGCACAAGAUGUGGCCGAGAACUUUACUGCCACGUAUAUAAAGCUUGUUGCAGAGGGUAUAAGCCAGAGGAGGUCAGCUUCAGGUGGGGAGCGGGUGAGGCGGCAGGCAGGCGACCGCCACUGUGAGGACACUAACCGGACGUACAUAGCUGCCGUGUUAACACAGGCUGCAGAAGAAUUUAUGGUUGGUGAGAUGACAAGCGGCGGCCCUUACCCCAACUGCCCGCUGAAACCCGCUCAACCUUAUAUGAUGGCUGUUGUUGCUAGGGUGCAGCUCGAAGAAAGGAGUGCGUAUGCAGAGAUGAAGUUGGAUGAGCUAGUAGUGCCUGAGUGGGAUUGCUUCGUUCUUUCCAUAGUUUCCUCCGUCUUUGGUCUUCUCCUCCUAAUCCUCAUCAUCACAAUCAUCAUAAUUUUCAUACGCCACAAAAUGCUAAAUAGGAAGUCUGGAGCCAAGUAUUGUAAAGAUACACACAGAACAGAGGUCUAUGAUAAUGGAAGAGCUGCGCAAGACCUGUCCAGCCACAACAUUCUAGCCCUUCUUGACAUCCCAACCACAUCUCAGGACACAUCUCCACCACCAGCAGUUGAUAAGGAAAAUGUUUCUGAACACAUUUACGAGAGUAACUCCCAAGAGGACAUAUACUGCAACAUGAGCCAACGUGUAGCUUUUGAUAACGUUGAAGCCUAUCUCAACAAGUCCAUUGGUGCUCAUGACACUUCGGAAGACUGCAUGUCUGUCCCGUCCAAUGUUGGCAAGUCUAUGUCUGUCGGAGAACAUCCGGAGAAUAAGAGGAAGAACCGCUGCCAGAAUAACCUUCCUUAUGACGAGACGCGGGUGGAGCUCUCCGUCAUUAACAACGACCCGUUCUCUAAUUACAUCAACGCAAACCACGUCUACGGGUUUGGAGGUGUUCUGAAGUACAUAGCCUCGCAAGGCCCCAAGGAGGCUAAUGUGAGCACCCUCGGCGACUUCUGGAGGAUGAUUUGUGAACAUCACAUCUUCGUCAUUAUAAUGGUGGCUAACUUUGAGGAGGGCGGGAAGGAAAAUGUGGGUAAAUACCUGGAUUUUGGAGGAGCCCUGAUGAUUGGUGACUACAAAGUGGAAGUUGUUAAGACAGAUCAUCACCCUAAUUACAACGUGUCUCUUGUUCAGGUGUGGAAAAAUGGAAUUGCUCACACAGUGACCCACUACCACUACUUGAGCUGGCCGGACCACGGCGUGCCCACCGAGGCCCACAGUCUGGCCACCAUGCUCCGGCAGGUCAUCCUCACACACUCUGAUGUUGGUGUGGUUGUGCACUGUUCGACUGGGAUGGGACGCACAGGCACUGUCCUGCUGGUGCUGCUCUUACACGAGAUGUUGAUGGUCCAGGGCAGUGUGGACCCACUGGAAAUCUUGGAGAGACUGUGGGAUUGUCGAGCUCGUCUAGUAGAAAACACUGCUCAGUACAACCUUGGUCUUCAAAUAUUUGAUGAGCUUCUCUAUGGAGAUAACACUGUCAUUCCCACGGUCAGUGCACACGAUCAGAUGAAGGAGUUCAUGAGGACAAGUCAUGAGCUUUACCAGAAGGCUUUGGCCCUACCGUCUGGCCUCACUUUCAAAGUGGCAUCUCAAGCUGAAUACUAUCAGCUAAACCGCAACCCAGCUGUUGUACCAGCAGAUACUCGAAGGAUCUUCUUGGAGAUGGAAGGUGAUGAGAUGCUUUCCCAGUAUAUUAAUGCAGUGAGAUUGGACGGUCUAGAUGAGCCGGACACCAUGAUAGUGACGGAGCAUCCCCUUCCCUCCACGCUCAACAAGUUCUGGAAGCUUGUGGUCGAGAAGAAAUGUCCAAGUAUUAUUUUCAUCAACACAUUUGAUGGAUAUGGAAAGGAGUUUCCGUGUGUGUUGCCUGGACCCGACUGUGACCUACAGGCGGGCCGCUACACCGUCCACACGCUCCAUGUGACACCCUACAAGUCUUUUGACCUCUACUCUAUUGAGGUGUUCUCCCAGCAGAAUAUACACCAGACAGUGAGCGUGUACCAGCUUACUUCGUGGCCGUACAGGACCCAAGUGCCUCCCUCGCCCCACGUCCUGGUCGAAGUGUCAGAGAUGGUGCUGCAGUCUCUACGGUCUCCCGAGGCUGGUCCUCUCCUCCUGUCUUGUGGUGACGGGGUGACGGGGUGUGGACUCUUGGCUGGCGCCCUCUUGACUAUAGAGAACAUUCAGAAAUCUAAUAAGAUUGAUGUUUACCGCACUGUUGUGAAACUUCGCCGGGCUCGACCACAGUUCUUUGUCUCUCAGGCCCAGUUUGAGCUCCUCUACAGUGUUGCUGUUGUGUACCUGGAGAAUUAUGACACGUAUGUGAACUUUCCAGUUUAAACCACUGAAGGAGGAAGACUGUGUGAUGGUGCUCUGCCUGCAAGUUACACAUUUGGGGACAUGCUGUGUGUUAUGUAAACUUUGUAGUGCUGUGUGUACACCGUGGAAAACUUGUAAAUGUUUUAUAGUAAAUGUAGAUCUUGUAGCAUUUAUUAUCUAGAAGGUUUGUGGUGUAUGUUUAGUGUACUCUACAGGCUAUUAAACUUGACUUUUUUUUAAUAUUGUAGAUUUUGUACCACAUUAUGUGGAAGCUUGCUUGUUGAUUGUCUACAUAUUUUGAAGGUUAUUUAAUUUUAAAAGGUUUUUAGUAUUAGAAAUUUUGUAGCACUUAAGGUGUAGAAGAUAUUUAUUGUUACCAGUGUUUUCUACUAGUGUAGAUUUUGUAGCACUUAAGGUGCAUAAGACUUGGUGUACCACUGUUUUAUACAGGUGUAGAUUUUGUAGCACUUAGGGUGCAUAAGACUUUGUGUACCACGAUUUUAUUCAUGUGUAGAUUUUGUAACACUUAGGGUGCGCAAGACUUGAGGUACCACUAUUUUAUACAGGCGUAGACUUUGUAGCACUUAAGUUGUGUAAGACUUGGUGUACCACUAUUUUAAGCAAGUGUAGAUUUUGUAGAACUUCAGGUGCGUAAGACUUGGUGUACCAGUGUCUUAAGCAAGUGUAGAUUUUGUAGCACUUAUGGUGCAUUAAACUUGGUACACCAGUGUUUUAUACAAGUUUAGACUUUGUAACACCAAUGAUAAUACUCUGUAUACGUUAAGACUGGAUUAUUAAGAUUGAAGCCAUUGUUAGUAAUGAGCAUUUUGUGGUACUCUGAACGUAGAAAAGUGUUGAGGAACGCUUCCACCUGAU